Molecule: messenger RNA, 1068 nt
Organism: Ostreococcus lucimarinus CCE9901
Lineage: Eukaryota; Viridiplantae; Chlorophyta; Mamiellophyceae; Mamiellales; Bathycoccaceae
Exons: 1
Coding region: 1-1068 (355 amino acids)
Biological process (GO): snRNA import into nucleus
Cellular component (GO): nucleus; cytoplasm
Source: RefSeq, a predicted model, not a curated record
AUGUGGGACGACGCGCCGGAUGAUUUUCGCGAGCGGUGGUACGCGCGCGCGCGACCGCGCGGGACGCGGUGCGUGGUGGUGGCGACGCGGGGACGAACGACGGCGCGGAGCGCGCGGGACGGGACGACGCUGCGGACGUUUCAAUCGGGAUUGCCGGGAGGGAGCGCGCGGACGAGUCGAGGGCGGAGCGGGGAGUGCUUUUGCAUACUCGAUUGCGUGUUCGCGGAGGAUGAGCGGGCGAGGAAUGAGACGGGCGGGCGAGGGAAGGAGGCGGCGACGGCGAACGCGCGAGGCGCGUAUCACGUGUUGGACGUCAUGGCUUGGAACGGGGCGGCGAUGUACGAUUGCGACGCGGAGUUUCGGUUUUUCUGGGCGCACACGCGAUUGACGGAGGAGUGCGACGCGUGUGAGGCGCCGAACGCGGCGCUGGGGAGAGACUUCGCGUUCGUCCCGACGCCGUGGUACGAGUGCGACGUCGACGGCGUCUCGAGAGCGUACGCGGGAGAUAUCGGUACCGAGAUCGAUGGGUUGCUGUUUUACCACAAAGAGGCGGCGUACGAAAAUGGCGCGACGCCGCUCGUGUUGGCGUGGCGCGAUGCGAAGACGUCGGCGUUUUUCACGCGCGACGAAGGCGCGGCGACGGUGCUCUCGCGCGCGGGCGUCGUCCUCCCGGGAGACCCCACCGCGGCGCAAAUCAUCACCUUGACGAAGUCGAGCGACGGAAGAUUCUUCGUCACCGGUGACGAUGAGCCAAUGGUCAUCGCCGCCGUGGAUGCGGUACCGCGGGCGUCGGAGAAAGUCGCCGCGCCCGCGACGCUCGAGCCGGGCCGCUCGGGCCGUUUUCUCGUCGGUCCGUCGGGAUUCGACGUCGACGUCGAAACCGCGCACGUGCGAAGCGCUGACUUGCACUAUCUCGGUCCGAAACCACCGAAGCGACGCGGUGUCGAUCGCGCGGACGCGCUUUCGAAGAUCCUCUUCAACGCUCGAGCGCGAACGGCGCCGCUCGGCAUCGACGCUCUGUUGUCCGCCGCCGCCGCGGACGCCCCCAUGACCGAUCACGCGCGUUGA